GGUGCGAGCAGCUGCAGCGCCGAGCACGGGAUGUGCACCACUUCCUUCAGAUGCCCAAAUAAACGUCACCUUUCUCAUUCAUAUUUUAAUCGUGCAGAACUCAGGGAUUUGAGCUGUAUUUUGUAUGUAUUGUCAACUUCCGCAGCAGCCAUGGACCGCAGCAGCAGCAUUGAAUGCAUCUUCUUCAGUGAAUUCCACCCAACCCUAGGGCCUAAAAUAACCUACCAGGUGCCAGAGGAUUUCAUCUCCCGAGAGCUCUUUGACACGGUCCAGGUGUACGUCAUCACCAAACCCGAGCUGCAGAACAAGCUCAUCACGGUGACGGCGAUGGAGAAGAAGCUGAUUGGCUGCCCAGUUUGUAUCGAGCACAAGAAAUACAGCCGGAACGCUCUGCUCUUCAACCUGGGCUUUGUUUGUGAUGCGCGAGCCAAGACGUGCGCAUUGGAACCCAUCGUGAAGAAACUGGCUGGCUAUCUCACCACCUUAGAGCUGGAAAGCGGCUUCAUCUCCAACGAAGAGAGUAAACAAAAGCUGGUGCCCAUAAUGACCAUCCUGCUGGAGGAGCUGAACGCCACAGGGAAAUGCACCUUGCCAAUCGGUAGGGCCGCUGGGCGUCCGGCUGGAACGGAGUCCCUGUCCCUUGGCGUGGCACCCCGCGCAUGGCUCCUGUCUGUGGCAGGGGAGCCUCCUGAUAGCUGGGAGGAGAGGGGGAGGGCUUGGGCCCUCACCCCUCAGCAGAUCCUGCCGUACAUUGAUGGAUUUCGGCACGUCCAGAAGAUCUCUGCCGAAGCCGACGUGGAGCUCAAUUUGGUGCGAAUCGCCAUCCAGAACCUGCUGUACUAUGGGGUGGUCACGCUGGUCUCCAUACUGCAGUACUCCAAUGUGUACUGUACCACGCCUAAAAUCCAGGAUCUGGUGGAUGAUAAAUGCCUCCAAGAAGAAUGUCUCUCUUACGUCACCAAACAAGGCCACAAGCGAGCCAGUCUCAGAGACGUCUUCCAGCUCUACUGCGGGCUGAGCCCCGGCACGACCGUGCGAGACCUCAUCUGCCGCUACACCCUGCAGCUCCAGAGAGUGGAGGAAAGGAAGCUCAUCCAGUUCGGUUUGAUGAAGGGCCUGAUCCGCCGGCUCCAGAAGUACCCUGUGAAGAUAGUGCGGGACGAGAAGAGUCACCCGGCACGACUGUACACGGGCUGUCACAGCUACGAUGAGAUCUGCUGUAAAACAGGCAUGAGCUACCGAGAGCUGGACGAGAGGCUGGAGAACGAUCCCAACAUCAUUGUUUGCUGGAAGUGAAUCUCUCUUGGGACGGGGACAGGCAGCGUCCUGCCGCGUGGAGAGAAGAACACGGGGGCUGGAAGGCGGAGCUGGUCACCGCUUGGAGAUGGCUCCAAGAGCCCAGACUGUGGCUCUUUCAAGUGACUGGGCUCCUGUGGGGGAGAGGGGGGUGGCGUAUUUCCGCUAACGCUGCUCGGAGAGCAAUUGCAUUGCUCCACAAUAGCAAAGCAUGGCUCCGGCAUCUCAGUGCAAAGCGUGUGCGAGCCAGCUGGCUUCUGCCACGUGCCGCUGGUAUCAUCGGUUCCACGGUGUCUGGGCCAGCCUUGGUCGCGCACGAACUCGUCACCGCUGUCAUGGGAAUUGGAAGGUGUUCAGUUGGGGCGCAGAGACCCCCACGUGGGGACCAGCCUGAGUCUGUGUGUUACAGGGAAGGGGGGUGGUUUCCACUCUCAGAAGCACGGAUUGUUUUGCCUUCUCUGUCCCUAGACGCUUUCCCCGCAGCCCAGUGAGGCUGCCCCGAUCCAGCAGCAGAGGGGGCUGUGGGAGCGGAGUAGCCGGGUUCGGUAAAGGGGGCUCCGGGAGAGGAGUGAGUCAGUGGCAAUAAAACUGAUCCAAUGGCCUUUGAAGCGUCGGUGCAUUCCCAGCGCGGUGGCGGAUGGAAAG
Molecule: messenger RNA, 1941 nt
Organism: Pelodiscus sinensis (Chinese soft-shelled turtle)
Lineage: Eukaryota; Metazoa; Chordata; Testudines; Trionychidae
Source: RefSeq, a predicted model, not a curated record